Messenger RNA from Cylindrotheca closterium, 447 nucleotides. NCBI's taxonomy places the organism in Eukaryota, Bacillariophyta, Bacillariophyceae, Bacillariales, Bacillariaceae. The record is from the annotation of a GenBank genome assembly.
AUGGAGAGAACUUACAUCAUGAUCAAGCCCGAUGGUGUCCAACGCGGACUUGUCGGAGAAAUCAUCAAGCGCUUUGAACAAAAGGGAUUCAAGCUUGUUGCCAUGAAGAUUACCAUGCCUUCAAAGGAACACAUGGAGACCCACUACGAAGACCUGAAGACAAAGAAGUUCUUCCCUGGACUUAUUGCUUACAUGACCUCUGGACCAGUCUGUGCUAUGGUCUGGGAAGGAAAGGGAGCCUGUCUUGAAGGACGCAAAAUGCUUGGUGCCACCAUGCCCUCUGAUUCCGCCAUGGGAACCAUCCGUGGAGACUACUGCAUUGAAGUUGGCCGCAACAUCUGCCACGGAUCUGACUCUGUCGAAUCCGCCAACAAGGAAAUCGCCCACUGGUUCCCUGAGGGAGUCUGCGAAUGGGAAAGCUGCGAAGCUUCUUGGAUCUACGAGUAA